This is a messenger RNA of Fusarium vanettenii 77-13-4, 428 nucleotides long. Its product is annotated as 40S ribosomal protein S30. Bases 17 to 205 code for a protein of 62 amino acids. Gene Ontology annotation, molecular function: structural constituent of ribosome. Gene Ontology annotation, biological process: translation. The record is from RefSeq and is a predicted model, not a curated record. Lineage: Eukaryota; Fungi; Ascomycota; Sordariomycetes; Hypocreales; Nectriaceae. The transcript is spliced from 4 exons. Gene Ontology annotation, cellular component: ribosome; cytosolic small ribosomal subunit.
AAGCAAAUCAUUCACCAUGGGUAAAGUUCACGGAUCUCUUGCCCGUGCCGGCAAGGUCAAGUCUCAGACUCCUAAGGUUGAGAAGCAGGAGAAGACCAAGGUCCCCAAGGGCCGUGCUCUUAAGCGCCUCAAGUACACCCGACGAUUCGUCAACGUUACCAUGACUGGUGGCAAGCGGAAGAUGAACCCCAAUCCCGGCUCUUAAACGACUGGUUACCUAGGACAGGAUUUGAGGUAUUGGGAGGUUGGCUUGCAGAAACCGUUCACCGAUGGUUGCUUCACUCAGCAAUGGGAAGAUGGAUUAGGUCGGGUCGCACGAUAUAGGCUGAGCCCCUUGCACAAAAUCAAAAAGGAAUGGCGAAGAAGCACUACGACUCUACUCGGCGUCCGGUGUCGGUUGUCAAUACAACAAACAUUUGUUCGCGCCC